AUGCUUCUCCCUGGUGGCGGACUGAACUGGAAGGCCGCAAAGGCCCAGAUGCCUCCAAGCAGAGUAUUGCGAAGCAAUUUGACACGAUCACGACUACUUCUCCUAAUAGGCAUUACUGGCAUUGUGAUGCUGCUGUACCGUACUUUUCGAGCACCACCCCCUGGGCCACAAAAUGUUCGCUGCUGGGGCCCAAACAAGUCGCCUAUGGAAAUGACACCGAACGAACAUGCUCUAUGGAAUGCACACAUGCAGACACCAGUCCUCUUCAACCAUCACAAACCACUAAAAGUCGAAUCUCCUUCGAUCCAGCACAUCGACCUGAACCCGAUCACUUCGAGCCCACAGGCCAUCAUCCGAAACGAACGAGUAUUGAUCUUGACACCUCUCAAGGACGCCGCCCCUUUCCUCAAGAACUACUUCAAACUCAUAGCAGAGCUCACUUAUCCGCACCGCCUGAUCGAUCUCGCCUUCUUAAUAUCUGACUCGAAAGACGAUACACUCGCUGUCCUUGCUUCCGAGCUUGACCACCUACAAAAGCGGAAGGACGAGGUGCCAUUUAACAGUAUCACUGUUGUCGAAAAGAAUUUCCAUUUCCACCUCAGCCAGGAUGCAGAGCAGAGACAUGGGUUUGAGGUACAAGCGCCACGUCGCAAAGCCAUGGCUAAGGCAAGAAACUACCUCUUGGCUACAGCCCUGAAGCCAGAGCACUCAUGGGUGUACUGGCGUGACGUUGAUAUUGAACAAGCACCAAGACGGAUCAUUGAAGAUUUUGUUGCGCACGAUAGAGAUAUUCUCGUGCCCAACAUUUGGUUCCACAGGUUCGAGAAGGGUGUUGAUAUCGAAGGUCGAUUCGACUACAAUUCAUGGAUCGAGUCCGACAAAGGCCGAAAGCUCGCCAACAGCCUGCCCAAAGACACAGUCAUUGUUGAAGGCUACAAGGAAUUUGACACUGGGCGCGAAUACAUGUGCAAGAUGGGGGAUUGGCGCGAAAACAAAGAUGUCGAGGUUCAACUGGAUGGUAUUGGCGGUGUCAACAUUCUGGUCAAGGCAGACGUUCAUCGAUCAGGCAUCAACUUUCCAGCGUAUGCUUUUGAAAACCAGGCCGAGACCGAAGGUUUUGCCAAGAUGGCUAAGCGUGCCGGCUAUCAAGUUAUUGGUCUCCCAAACUACAUCGUAUGGCAUUACGAUACACAAGAGAAGGGUGGUAACUUAUGA
This is a messenger RNA of Fusarium tjaetaba, 1215 nucleotides long. Its product is annotated as mannan polymerase II complex ANP1 subunit. Gene Ontology annotation, molecular function: alpha-1,6-mannosyltransferase activity. The transcript is spliced from 5 exons. Bases 1 to 1215 code for a protein of 404 amino acids. Gene Ontology annotation, cellular component: mannan polymerase complex. Lineage: Eukaryota; Fungi; Ascomycota; Sordariomycetes; Hypocreales; Nectriaceae. The record is from RefSeq and is a predicted model, not a curated record. Gene Ontology annotation, biological process: cell wall mannoprotein biosynthetic process; protein N-linked glycosylation.